AUGUCGUAUCCCACACUACAUCUUCGCGCAGAGACCAAGCCGCUCGAGCACCGCUCAGCGCUGACCCCUACCACAGCCAAGGCCUUGAUGGAUGAAGGCUAUCUUGUCAACAUAGAACGUAGCAGCUUAAGCAUCUUCCCCGACUCCGAGUUCGAAAAGGUCGGCGCCAACAUGGUGCCCGAGGGCAGCUGGAUCGAAGCCCCCUCCGACCACAUCAUCGUUGGUCUCAAGGAGCUCCCCGAGGAGACCUUCCCCCUCAAGCACACACACGUUCAGUUCGCACAUUGCUACAAGAACCAAGGUGGUUGGGAGGAGGUCCUCGCCCGUUUCCCUCGCGGCGGCGGUACUCUCUACGAUCUUGAGUUCUUGCAGGACGAGCAGGGCCGUCGCGUAGCUGCUUUCGGUUUCCACGCCGGAUUCGCCGGCGCUGCAUUGGCUGUCCAGGCCUGGGCUCACCAAUUGAUCGAGGGUGCCGGCAAGCCUCUGGAGGGCGUCAAGCCUUUCGCCAAUGAGGGCCUGCUUGUUGCCGAUGUCAAGAAGAGCUUGGAGAAGGGUGAACAGAAGGUUGGCCGCAAGCCUAGAGCUUUGGUCAUGGGUGCUUUGGGUCGCUGCGGCAGAGGCGCCGUUGACCUGCUCCAGAAGGUCGGCGUGCCUGAGGAGAACAUCGUCAAGUGGGACAUGGCCGAGACCCAGAACCGCCCUGGUCCCUACCCCGAGAUCCUCGACAGCGACAUCUUCGUCAACUGCAUCUACCUCUCACAACCCAUCCCUCCUUUCAUCGAGCCUGCUCAGCUCAACUCCGAAGACCGCAAGCUCAGCGUUGUCUGCGACGUCAGCUGUGACACCACAAAUCCUCACAACCCCAUCCCCAUCUACGACAUCAACACCACUUUCGACAAGCCCACAGUGCCUGUCAACAUCACCACCGGCCCACCGCUGUGCGUCAUCUCCAUUGACCACUUGCCCUCCCUCCUGCCCCGCGAGGCUUCAGAAGCAUUCAGCGAUGCUCUGCUGCCAAGUCUGAGAACCCUCAAGGACAGAAAGAGCGAAAGAGUCUGGCAGGAAGCCGAGAAGCUGUUCGACGACAAGGUCAAGACUCUGUCUCAGGACAAGUUGAACGCUUAG
This is a messenger RNA of Aureobasidium subglaciale EXF-2481, 1125 nucleotides long. RefSeq lists its product as uncharacterized. The transcript is spliced from 2 exons. Gene Ontology annotation, molecular function: saccharopine dehydrogenase (NAD+, L-lysine-forming) activity. The record is from RefSeq and is a predicted model, not a curated record. Bases 1 to 1125 code for a protein of 374 amino acids. Gene Ontology annotation, cellular component: cytoplasm. Lineage: Eukaryota; Fungi; Ascomycota; Dothideomycetes; Dothideales; Saccotheciaceae.